Messenger RNA from Anolis sagrei ordinatus, 783 nucleotides. It is a transcript of the gene GLRX, whose product is annotated as glutaredoxin. Lineage: Eukaryota; Metazoa; Chordata; Lepidosauria; Squamata; Anolidae. Gene Ontology annotation, molecular function: glutathione disulfide oxidoreductase activity. The record is from RefSeq and is a predicted model, not a curated record. Gene Ontology annotation, cellular component: mitochondrion.
UUCUUGCUUUAAAAAGCCAGAAGCAGGGAAGGGCGGAAGGACUCCUCCUCCGGGGUGUUGGCUUUAGAGGAGGAGUGCAAUUCGUAGCUCAUAAAAGCUCCAGCUCAAGUACAGUUGCUGUAACAACAGCUGCAUUCUCUGCUUCCUUGCUGCGAUCUUUAGAGUUCCUGGAAACAGCUGAACUGUCUGCUUGUGGCCGAGAAGCCGGACACUGUGCACAAUGGCCCAGCAAUUUGUCAUGAGCAGGCUCGCACCUAACAAAGUGGUGAUAUUUGGGAAGACAGGCUGUCCUUACUGUCACAAAGCUUGCGACCUUCUGGAAUCACUUCACCUGAAGCCUGGGCAUUUGGAAUAUAUUGAUCUCUCAAACCGAAGUGAUACGUCUGACAUUCAGGACUAUCUCUUCCAAGUUACAGGAGCUAGAACAGUACCUCGUGUCUUUAUUGGAGAUACCUGUAUUGGUGGUUUUACAGACCUAGAAGGUCUGAAUAAAUCUGGAGAACUUGAGCCCCUGUUGAAGAAAAUUGGAGCUUUGUGAAGACUAGAGAUGCCUGUAGCCUGGGACUAUCUCGUGCCACAACACAAGACUUUGGAAACAGACCUGCAGUUGCCUACCUCCUGUUUUCUUCAUUGGCUGUGUUGUUUAAUGCAUGUUUCAAAACAGAGCGGUAGCGGUGGUGGGUGCUAAAAUAGGAUGGUAAAACUUUUAUACGUCUCAGUAUUCCUGCUAGUAAGCAGAAUGAUCAGACCUGACCUAGCAAAAUAAAAUGCUUAUACUAACAA